AUGGGGAAUUUUGGGGGUACACCACUUCACGCGGAGAAAUCGAACUUAACCCUAAGAGAAUUAUCCACAGGAACUACACCUGCGGGGACCAAUGUACGUGAAAGGGGCAGCGGAAGCAUUGUAUGGAUGGGAGGAAAAGCUUGCUGGAUGGCCAACAACGCGAAAAUGCUUCUGUGCUUUCCUCGUGUGUCGUACCGGCGUCGCCUCUUGGUCUUUCAUUUUUCAGGAGUUGCCAUUGCUCACUCCCCUCCGCAUAUUCACUGUCCUAUUUUCCGAUAUCCCUCAGUAUGCUUACCGCACUGCCAAUUACGCGCCUUAAAAAUAUAUCUGCGUCGCAUCCGCUCCGCACUUUUCUUUUCGGGAAACGCCGCCCCUCAGUUAACCCGUCGUCCACACCUGACAAAACAUCCGCGCAUAGCAGUACAAACCACGAGAAACCAUCCCAUUAUCCCCGCUUAUUCCUGUCUCCCGCUUUGGUUCAGCAGGAAAUAUGCAAAUACACCCUAG
Trypanosoma brucei brucei TREU927 is the source of this 507-nucleotide messenger RNA. RefSeq lists its product as hypothetical. The transcript has a single exon. The coding region runs from base 1 to 507 and encodes 168 amino acids. The record is from RefSeq and is a predicted model, not a curated record. Lineage: Eukaryota; Euglenozoa; Kinetoplastea; Trypanosomatida; Trypanosomatidae.